CGUCUCCGUCAUCGCAUCCUCUUUCUCUCCAACACGCGUUCCUCACAGAUGUCAACGACGUCAAGACGAUGGAGCGCAACUUGCUCAAGUUGCUCGACGAUUUUCAUUCGGGCAAACUGCUCGCCUUCGGUCAAAACGACAACAUUUCAAGAAUGGAGACGAUCCGGAAGCAGCAAGAGCAGUUGGCACGAUUGCAUUUCGACGUCGGCGCCGAGCUGUCCAACGAUGCCAAAGACUCGGCGGCUGCUGGCCUUCUCAGUCAGCAGCGCCUGGAGAAGUCCAAGCAGAACAUGCAAAAAUUCACUGACUCGCUCAAGCAACUGAGCAUCAGUAUUGAAGGACUGAAUUCGAAAAAGGAAGCUGAAGAAUCGGCCAAGUCCGACGCUACGUAGCUCCAAAAAAUAAAAAAUAAAGAAAAAUCGACACUUCCUCCAUCUUUUCGUCUCUCUCUUCGCGAUUGCUUUAAAAAGGCCCACCGAAUCGGGAGACUGCUUGCUGUGUCCCACACGUGGUUUUUUGAAUGGAUGCUCAAAAUAUUGUAUGCUGCAUUCGUUGCUCUCUUUUUUUUUGGGUUGUUGAUUUAAAUUUGUGAUACAAGACUGGGGGUGUUGGGAAGGGGGUCAAUGUUUCGCUCUCCCGUAAAAUGUUUGCUCCUCGGAAAAAAGGAAAACGUCACGUCAUCAUAUAUGUGUGUGUGCUCCGUUUAGGCU
Molecule: messenger RNA, 710 nt
Organism: Notodromas monacha
Lineage: Eukaryota; Metazoa; Arthropoda; Ostracoda; Podocopida; Cyprididae
Source: the annotation of a GenBank genome assembly